UGAUGGUCUCUUCAAUCCUUUUAAGAUGGAAAAUUUUAAUUCUGAGUGGAUUGAAUUUGAACUUGUUAUGGCUGUAUGUCGCUGGACAAGUGUGUUUUGAUGAUCUCUUUCCAGUCUUGGUGUGCGUUCAAGUUUUUAAUUGCUCGAACGUCCACUGUGCACCAUGUGUUUGACAGAAUGUUUGAACCAAGGUCCGAUUUUGAGUCGCUUCGAAUGCGUGGUGAUCGGGUUCGCUUAAUGAUCUUUCACUAACGUUUUUUGCCGCCAUGGUUCAAUAUGCUUUUUUUAUCCUUUUUGAGUCCUGUCCGGUGCCUCCUCAUGAACCGGGGACUCUUGAAUACUGAUUUUUUACGAUACUUGACUGCACUUUACUGGUAUUCCAUUUUGUAUGUUACGCAUCAUUCUGGAUUCAUAAUCGAGGGUGGACGGUGGUCUGGCGACUUGCAGGUGUUAGACAGUGGUGAAAUUUCUCAUAGUGCUUGAGAUGGUGGUCCAGAAGAACUCCCAGUAGUUCUGGCCGGGCACUUCUGGACAAAUGUGUAGCGAUGAGCUCAACUAUAGUUCCUGACCAGCAUCAUCAGUCCAGCAGCCGAUCCAGCCUCGGUUCUGAUGGGGCUGCAUCUCCUUAUGCAGGAAGUGAAGAUAGCCAUUUUCGUAGAGCAAAAGACGAAUUGCAAUCAAUGGUCAAAAGCCAUUUGAAAAGCCUUUUGAGAGAAAUUGAUUUAGGUCAUGGUGAGUUUAAGGAAAUAGCGAGGUGUUCCACUCAUACUGUAUUGGCUGCUUGUGGCCUUGAGCACAGGAGGAGCGAGGUCUACACGAUCCCUCUGCGAUCCUUUUAUUCCCGCAUAGACAAAAUGGCAACUGGACAGACAAUUCUGAUGAGAGGAGUUUGCUCAACAUGUUUUGAUGUUUUCGUUAGAGAUGUAACCCAAAACAUAAUGUACACAAGACUACCAUUGCGUUGGUUAAGCUUAGGUCUUUAUGAAUUGAUAAACGUGGGCUGCCAUUUUUUGCACGUCCAUCCUUCUUUUUGGGGGGAUUUAGAUGAGAAGUAAGGGGAUUUUUGUCCAUACUGAUAACUGUUCGUGGUUCCAAGAGGAUCCAUUUUUCUGUGAUUACAUCGAUGAUAUUUAUUUUUCAGUUGAA
Messenger RNA from Syzygium oleosum, 1146 nucleotides. RefSeq lists its product as uncharacterized. The record is from RefSeq and is a predicted model, not a curated record. The transcript has 2 exons. The coding region runs from base 546 to 1055 and encodes 169 amino acids. NCBI's taxonomy places the organism in Eukaryota, Viridiplantae, Streptophyta, Magnoliopsida, Myrtales, Myrtaceae.